AUGAUUGAAUCUGGAGAACUGAAAGGGCUAAAUUUGAUUAUAACUGUUGUUCUUAUUUUCAGUAUAAAUACGGCAAUUACUGAUUUAUUAACAUGUUGCAGCAAGUGGUCAUCAGUCCCAGACGGACCAAAAAGUUCUGGGAAAAAGCUGAGGAGUUGUACUGCGACUUUAUCUGCAUCUGUUCUUGUUGUGAUUGCUACUGGUUUCAAUCUGUUAUCUGCUGGUGCACUGCUAGUUUCUCUGCAUCUGUUCUUGUUAGAUGCAUUAGGUAGUUUCUUGUCCAGCAUAAUAUUGAGCCUAGUGAUGAAGAUCACAUCGAAGCAUGGGAAACCAGGAUGGGUGCCUCCAAAUUUAAAUGAUGGACAUUUGGAUAGAUAUUUUUUCCUCUCAGCAGCUUUGAUUGCAUUUGAUCUUCUAGAACUGAAGUCCUCCCCGUCUUCCUUCCCAGGGAUGAAAGAAGGACUAGAAUCGAAAGAUGGGACGAUAGAUAUUCCUGGGAAACCAGAAAUGAAAGGAAACACAACUGGUGGAUGGAGAUCAGGAAUGCUAUUACUCGUCAUCGAGGGACUUGCGGCGCUUGGAUUCACUGAAGUGGAAGUAAACGUGGUUCUAUUUUCAAAGUUGGUAUUGAGGCAGUCGAAUGCAGAAUCAGCUAACACCUUUAGCACAUGGAUGGGAACUCUUAACAUCUGCACUCUGUUUGGUGCUUAUCUUAAGACUGUGUUGGUUUAUGUAGAAAACUUGGGGAAAUGGGUGUUGGCCUUCUGGAUAUCUACCUCUGCUGGUUUAGUAGCAUUGAUUUUACUGCUAAGUGGACCUGUAGCUAUUGACACAUUAAGUCUUCUGGAAAUCCCGUCUCCAGAAGAUGCAAUCUUGUUAACUAGAACUCGCCAAAAUCCUAAUCCAUGGCGCCUCUGCACUGUUACACAAGUUGAGGAGAACAAGGAGCUGCAAUGGACAGAGAGAUCUCCAGCUUCCACAUCCCCCCCGGCCAGCAUGACUGCCUUUGAUAUUAAAAGCACCUCAACUUCUAUUCUCUGUUAUGAAAAAGUGAUAGUUACUCUAUACAUCAAACUAACAAGACGGGAGCCAAACCCUCCUAGCGAGCUACAGAGAAUAGGAAUCGGAAUGAUUCCACAAUACGUGCUUGAAGCAUUCAUAUACGUUGCGCAAUGGGAAUUCUUUGCGUCUCAAAUACCGGAUGGGCUGAAGAGCUUGGGGCUCGGCUUAUCAAAGUCUUCUUCAGCAUUAGGUAGUUACUUGUCCAGCAUAAUAUUGAGCCUAGUGAUGAAGAUCACAUCGAAGCAUGGGAAACCAGGAUGGGUACCUCCAAAUUUAAACGAUGGACAUUUGGAUAGAUAUUUUUUCCUCUCAGCAGCUUUGAUUGCAUUUGAUCUUCUAGAACUGAAGUCCUCCCCAGGGAUGUAUGCUAGAAUCACCAUAGGGAGCAAUACCUGA
This is a messenger RNA of Fraxinus pennsylvanica, 1458 nucleotides long. Lineage: Eukaryota; Viridiplantae; Streptophyta; Magnoliopsida; Lamiales; Oleaceae. The record is from the annotation of a GenBank genome assembly.